Messenger RNA from Culex quinquefasciatus (southern house mosquito), 520 nucleotides. RefSeq lists its product as uncharacterized. The record is from RefSeq and is a predicted model, not a curated record. The transcript has 2 exons. The coding region runs from base 71 to 430 and encodes 119 amino acids. Lineage: Eukaryota; Metazoa; Arthropoda; Insecta; Diptera; Culicidae.
UCAUACCUGUGAACAUCGAACGUUCAAAUUUCGUAAACAUUACCAACACAAUUAAAACUUAUUUCAAUGUAUGUGUGAACCUCCCUAUCGAGCUGCUCCCUUCUUCUUUAACUUUGUUUCAAUAGCGGGGAUUCUUCCUUCAUCGCGUUUGACAGUUGGAGUUUUUUUUUGCCUUCGCAACGUUUUGUUUUGCAGCCGGACAGACUGGCCAGCUGAUGACGUUCGACCCAAACCAGCAGAUGCAGGCCACCAAGAGACCGCAUCCGGAGCGACGGUCCUUCACCACGCGCCCGGCGCAGCUGGCCAAGUAACGGCUGCGGACGGAAGCCAGCAGCAGCAAGUUUGUGUUCAACGUGGAUGCAGCAGCCCCAAACGGGACGUCCUCCGGCGUUGCUUCCGGUUGACGCGUCCGGAAUGCCCACGAAGAUAGCCAAAAAGAGAUCAACAAAGUGCAGCCGCAGCGGCCGCCGUUCCCGGAGGAUACCAGUUUGAGGCUAGUCCCGCUCCGGCACCCAUUCAA